AAGCGGCAGAACGGGAGGAGAAGCAGCCCAGAGACAGACGGACGGACGGACGGACGCACGGCGGCACCGGAAAGAAAGGAAAGACAUGUGGAAUAAUGCACGAGCCAUGCGCGCGACCCCCCCAGGACCGUGCGGAGUGGCGGAGGGAUAUUUAACGGCGGACGUUUUGUGAUUUGUUCUUUUUCCUUCUCGGGGCUUUUCUCCGCCGCCGCUUCCUGCCGGGACUCCGCGGACGGAAAACACGCACACUCACGCGCGGAGAGUUCAUCCCCCGUGCGAGGCGCGUGGCAGAGCGCGCGCGCCCAGGUGUGUGUGCGCGCGUGCGCGUCCGGUCCCGGUCCCGGAGUUUGGGACUCCUCGGUUGUGACCCCGUGCGCGUGCGAAGGAAUAAUCAGCGAAACACCUCCGUCCUCACGUGCUCCUGAGCGGGCGCGCGUGCGUGUGAGUGUGUUUCCGAUUGUAUGUGCGAGUGGGAUGUGCGCGUGCACGUCCGUCCUGCGUUCGCGCGCGGCGAAUCGAUGAGGAUGGAUUUAUUUAGUUUGACACGAGGACGGAUCAGCCCGGACCCCGACGGUCACGUGAUGGAUAUUAAAUAAAACCACAGAAGAAGAAAAAAGGGUUUAUCUUUGGAUUGUUUUUCGAUCUUUCCCUCUCUGACCUCUGACCCCUGACGGUUUGGAUACUCCACUGUGGACGUCCCCCUGGUGGGCGGAGCCGACAGGUGUUUGAUCCAGACAUGACGAGCUGAGAAGUAUUAAAUCUAUCUGACGGAGAAUCCGACGACUUCAGGCUCACAGCAUGGUGGAUGCCAGUACAGCAUUCAGGAUGAACCCGCUAGCCGCACUUAGCAUUGACCGCAACGCUUUGAUUGGGGAAAACCUCCGCCCUCCUGGAGGAAUCUUCUAUCCUGGCAUCAAUCCCCUCUCUGUUGAAAAGCCACAAGAGCCGGGGACUUCCAUCCCUAUUGGAUACAACCUUCUGUACAAACCUGAUGUAUCUUUGCUUGAAGGACAGAAACCCACAAAUGGGUUUGUUGGACUUUAUAAAAACCCACCCCCAGGGCUCCAGAAGCCCCUGGUUGUCCCUGUCGAUGGGCUUGGGCUAGAACGCCGGGCCGGUGAUAAGCCGUCAGAGUUGGGCAGCAGUUUCCUGAGGUUGCCAUGGUUCACUCCUUAUGCCGAUGCAUCUAUGUACCCCUUCUUGGACAUGGCGUACAAGGCCUCCUUUCUAUCCCAACCGUCCCCGUUUCUGCACCAGCAGCUGGCUUAUCAGUCUCUAUGUGUAGCUGGAGCUGGAGGCAGCACACCUGGGGAAGAAAGACUUUUCUACCUGCCCCCUUACGCUGCAGCCCAUAUCUCAUCCCCAAUGGGCCCACCAAUUGGGAUCCCAACAGCAACCCCAGCUCCUGCUGUCCUUUCACCUCUGGCCCACUGUCAGGAAAAAGCUUUGCAGGGUCUUGGUCCUCAGGUACAUCAAGAACCCUCUGCCUUCAGCACCAGUCCUCAUAUCCAUCAAACAGUUCACCACAGUGAGCGCAGUCAGCACACUUCAACCAAAAAUAGUAUUAGCAGCAGCGGCAGCAACAGCAGCAGUAGUGGAGGGAGCAGCAAUGUCCCUGUUAACAGUUCAGCUAGCACAGCUGCUUUAGAGUCAGUUACCAAACCAAGCACUCCCAGCAAUACCUCUGACCUCCAGAAGUCUCUUUAUAGAAGCACUUCUUCAUCCUCAACCUCACUCUCAGCAUCACAUCCCUUCUAUGUGGGCAGCGCAAGCUCUGAGCGCUGCAACAAAACCAAAGACAUCAGCUCGGACCGCUGUAAUUCAGAGAAGUGCUUAUCACCUGCAAAAACAACUGUAGAAAGAGCCGUACCUCAAAUGCCUGCCAAAAAAACUGGGGACAAACCUUUGGAUCUAUCUGCCAAAGAGCUGGAAGGAUUCCCAUCCAAGCUAGAGGUCUUGGCCAAGUUGGGGUAUUUGCCGCCGUCGCGUUAUGGGCUGCUAUCCAGUCAAGAACACCAUUUGAAAGAAGGUCUUUCCCCACCUGCUAGCAUGUCCGCUAAGAUUCCAGAUCGUCCUGAAAUGAUUAGCACUGCGCCCUCUCCUUGGAUAGUACCAGGUCCUUCUCAAAUUGACCCUAGCAAAGUCUCCCAAGUGGUCAAAAACAAAAGUGUAGAAAGUGUUUCAGUGCAGCAGCAGUCCUCUAGUGCCUCCAGCGUUCAGAGUCCUGCCUCAGGAAAAAGGCCACCUGAGUCAUCCCCUUCCUCACAGUCCAAAGUUGAAAGGCCUGUGGAUUCUGAGAAAGUACUUCAAAGCAGUAAAGCAGAACCUCGUACAUGUUUGGUUAAACAGACUCCUGCUAAGUCAGAUGCUCAAGACAACCAACCUCAGACCAGUGUGGAUAAUGGAAACCAAUCAGCUCAAAUUUACUGUGACUCCUACCUCCCUCCUGGCUUAGGGUACACUAAUCGUUAUGUCCCAUACUCAGUUGCAGAAAGUAUGUCACUACAAUGCAUGACAAUACAAGGCAAAGGGCCUGUCUACCCACACCCAGUUUUGUUUGGCAGCGGCAGCUUUUACCCACCUCGACUUGCACCGAAACAUGGCCUUCCGUACGGAGUCCAUCCAAACCAGGGUGACUACUUGGCAUACCAAAAGUCCCAAGAAAUGGCACCUACAUCUGUUGCAUCUCAACCUGGUCUUGACACGAAAGACCAGCUUGAGGACAGGUCUAAGUGCCAGGAUAAACCCUGGAAUGUAGAACGUAACAAGAAAAUGCUCAAUGCUGACUGUGACAAUGAGCAAGACAAUUCCACAAACCAGAUAGUGAAGGUUUCAGGAAAAAGUCACCCAUCUGCCAGAGAUGAUGUAGUUUGUAUUGACCUUGUGCGGGAUGAGGCGGAGUUCACUGGGGAUGUAUCCACCAACAAACCCAGUACCACCAGAAGAGAGGAUUCCUCUAAACAUGGCACCAGUGACAAUAAUCACAUCCAAGGAGAGCAGUCCACUGGCCUACUUAACCACACCUCUGAACCUCAUAAUCACAACUCUUGUCCGUCAGGUGAGGAAAUACCAGAGGAAACCCCUGAUGAGGAGGAGGAACAACUAAGUCCACUUCCAGACAUCCCAGAAGAGCAGACAAUGCGAUGUGCCCGCACUACUCCCCAUCAAUUUUUGAGAAAAAAUAAAACCGGUGCUUCCCUGGGCUUGACUGAAGUUGGUGUUAGUGGCAGGAAUAACGGCGCUGUUGGAACAAACAUUGGCAAUGAGGCUAAUGUACAGAGUUCAGCCUCAGGAAACACAGAGCAAGACACCUCUGGAAGUAGAAACUCACCAGAAAGCCAGAGUGAUUCUGAGAAGACCACUGGGGUGAAAUGUGGAGUAACAAGCCCAAAGAGUCCAGCUAAAGGUGAAUCUGGAAACCCAGUUUGCAGUGGUAAUGGACCAGAUUUCCAGGUCCCACAAAACAGGAGCAUUAACCCCCGAGUUCCUGUUGGUGGAGUCUUGAACACUCGACCCUCGAUGUGCAUCAGUACCAACCCUAACAGUGGAGAUUUAAAUGUAAUAAACAGAAAUUUCAUGGGCUCACAUUGCAGAAACCUUCCUGUGAGGUCUUCAGCUGGUGAACCCUUUAGAUCUACCGUCCUCAUGACUCAAAACUGCAACAGAUUGAACCGCAACGCUGUUUGCCUGAAUCGUGGAAACCUUCAGGUUCUCGCAUGUGGAAGGAACAACUUCGGUAAUCUCUCAGUUGACCAGACUUUUGGAAGUAACCCAAAUGGUGUUAACUCUAGGGUUUCCACUUUUGGAGGCAGUAUUCCUACCUUCCAGCACCUUUCACUCGGGAAUGCCGCACCUAAUUUUAGCAACACGCCGACAGAUUCACCUCCAGAAGGUGAUAAAAAUUGCGACAGCCUCUCCUGUGAUGACAAAAUGGAGACCCUCAAACCAGAUUCUAGGACCCAGGUCGGAUUGGACGUCCUACUGGAUGAGGACGAAGGUCCCGGUUGCAGCAAGAGUCGGCGGUCUGGUUUGGCUAAGCGCAUCGCAAACUCAUCGGGCUAUGUUGGCGACCGGUUGAAAUGCGUGACGACGGAGCUGUACGCCGAUGCCAGCCAACUGAGCCGAGAGCAGAGGGCGCUUCAGCGAGCGAUGCUUCGUUUCUCUGAGCUGGAGCUGAAGGAAAAAGAGGGAGGAGGAAGAGAAGAGGAAGAAGAGGAAGAGGAGGGGGAGGAGGGGGAGGAGGAGCUGGCAGACGGCCAGCAGAGAGACGAAGAGGAGGAGGAGGGGGAGGAGGGGGAGGGGGAGAAGAAAGAGGCAGGAGGAGGAAGAACUCCCUCCGCUGCCGCCGCCGCCGAGGCUGCGAGAGGGUUACAUCCUUCCUGUCCUCGCAGUCGACUCCCCAUCACACCGAUGUGUCGGCAACCCGACGACGACAAGAACAACGAAGACGUGGCGGCCGGUGUUCCUCAGGACGACGUGAAGAACACCUCGGUGCCGGAGCCACAGCAGAGGUUUGUGUCUGCAGCCAGAGGGCUGUUCCAGGGGAAGGCGUCGACGGCCGGACUCGGCGGCCUGAACCCCAGCGUCGCCUUAAACCGGAGGCGGAUCUUCAGCCUGGAGCCGUUUCACCAGAGCAGCAUCAUCAGCAGUAAACUGAAGAGAGGGAGGGAGGACGAGACGGAGGAAGACGACCGGACGGACAACCACAACAAGAAACUAAACACUGACUCAACCCUCGAUGACGUGAAGAAGCUGAAGGUUUGCAUCGAACUGAACGGCCUCCGGCUCAACAAGCCCCGCCUCCCCGGGGAGAUCGGCCAUUGGCUGCCCUCUGGCCAGAGGUCAGCGGAGUUAGGGAGGGGGAGGUCAGAGGUCAACGGAGGCUGGUGUGACCCCACGUUCAUGAGGAGGGACGGAGUUUUACCCUCAGGACCAGUUUUCCACAUGACUCCACCCUCUUCUCCUGCCCAUCUCCCCCGGCAACAGUGCAGCCCCGCCCCCCGACAUCCAGGCCCAGCCUCCUUCAGCUCCUUGGCUUCGUCGCGGCUCCUGGACAAACACCAGAGGCUGAGGGAGAACCGCCGAGUGUCCGGCCUCCUCCCGUCCUUCCCUCCCCUUGCUCCCUCCUCCUCCUCCUCCUCACCCCCCCCCCUUCAUGACCCCCAUCAGUUCCGCUGCCAUGGCGACGACCCGGACAAGCCCAAGGGCAAGCGUCCCUGCAAGAUGAAGCACACGGGAGGAGGCGAGGAGGCGAGGGGAAGUGAAGAAGAGGAGGAUGAAGAGGACAUGGUCUCCUCGUCCGACCUGCCCCGACCGCCCCUGCAGAGCCCCGCCCCCUCAGCCACCCGACCCGCCCCCCCGGAGGUACGGCGCCUAAUCGUCAACAAAAACGCCGGGGAGACGCUGCUGCAGCGCGCCGCCCGCCUAGGAUACGAGGAGGUGGUCCUGUACUGUCUGGAGCGGCGGAUCUGUGACGUCAACCACAGGGACAACGCCGGCUAUUGUGCGCUACAUGAGGCCUGCUCCCGCGGCUGGUUGAACAUCGUACGCCACCUGGUGGAGCACGGAGCCGAUGUCAACUGCAGCGCUCAGGACGGCACCAGGCCACUGCACGACGCGGUGGAGAAUGACCACGUGGAGGUGGUGCGCUUCCUGUUGGCCUGUGGCGCCGAUCCAACCCUCACCUCCUACUCUGGACGCGGACCCAUCAACAUGACCCACAGCGCUACCAUGGAAACCUUUCUGGAAGACUAUCUGUCCGACCUCCAGGGGCGGGCCGACGGCGACCCGGGAAUCUACUGGGAGUUCCACGGCAGCUCAGUGUGCGAGACGUCCAACGAAGGGGAGGUCUACAACAUCUUGGCCGACCCUCCGGGGCCGGAGGAGGAGGAGGAGGACGAACAUGAGGACGACGACGUGGAACAACGAGCCAGGAGGGAGGUGUUCGAGUUCGAGUUGUCCGACCGACCGCUGCUGCCGUGUUACAACAUCCAGGUGUCGCUGUGUCAGGGUCCCAGGAACUGGCUCCUCCUUUCCGAUGUCCUUGGUCGUCUUCGGAUGACGUCCAAGUCUUUUCGGCGGCUUUUCCCGCAGCUCAACGUGCAGUCCAUCCCAGAGGACGAGUUCUAUCGGCAGGCGUCGCUGUCGCAGCUUCUGACCGGUCCAGACGAGCAGGAGCUGGCCUCCUUCCGGCCUGAUGUGAAGGAUCCUCUGGAGCUGGUGGAGGCCACCCCGGAGCUGGCCGGCAUGCUCGGAUCUUCCCUGGAAUUUGUGGACAGUCGCUGGGAUUCAAUGGAAGCUUCUCCUCCAGCAACACCACCCCCACCGGCAUCACCUGCACCGGUGCUACAUAUUCCGGUGUCAUUACCAAACAGCCGAACAGCGGAUCCUGGCACUAAAGUCGACAAAGGUUUGGAAGACAGAAGUGCGGCCUUGGUGCAAGGGCCUAAAAAUCUGGGAAGUUCUACAGCAGAACCAGCGAAAACGGAAACCAAAAUCGAUGCUAGAACAUGGGAAUCACAUCCGCAAGGAAAUAAAAAUAUUCCUUCUCUUGCAAAUCCUAGUGUUAUACUGAACGCAAACAUAUGGGAACCACAGAAACUACGAAGCAAGACCACGGCACUGAAUAAUCCAGACUCUAAACUAGACUCUAGUGCUUGGGAGCCGCAACAACACAAAAACAAAACCUCCAGCAGCAUUCCUGACACAACGACUGGUGCUAACAUGUGGGAACCACAGCGAUUACGAAGUCGGAACACCGUGACCACAAAUACUGUGACCUCUGAUGCCAAGGUGGACCCUGAACCACAGCGACUGCGAAGUAAAACCACUGGAAAUCCUGUGAAUUCUAACGGGAAAGUGAACGCUAACGUUUGGAAACAACAAAAUCAGGGUGGAAAGAACGGAGCAGUUUUAGUCUCCACAAAUGACGGCAGUGCUGUGGAUGGUAACAUUUGGGAACCUCAACGACUGAGAAGUAAGAACGCUGCAAUCAGCUGCUCUUCGAAGUCGGACUCUACAGCGGAUGCAAACAUUUGGGAACGCAAGGGAGUGAAGCGGCAAGUUGAGAACAGCACGGAAACAAAAAGAGAAGCUAGUUCAUUGGAAACCCAAACACUAGGACCUAAGACCUUUAAGUUGGAUGCCUCAUGGCCGAGGAACUUCGGCAACGUUCGCGUCCACAUCAGAGACCUUGGGUUGAGUGUUGGGAUAGGUAACAUACGAAAGGAUGUGAAGAAAGAGCAAGGCAAGGUUGUCGGGAAGACUUCCAGGAUUAAGAGCAGGUCAUGACCCAGUGGGAUGAUGUGUUGCACAGCUCAAUCACCAGUAAAAGAUGUAGCCAUUGGACAUUUCAGGAAACAAAACAUACGCGUAACCUCAGCGUUACUCGCCUUUGAAGAAUGUGAUGCUGUUUAAAAUAGUUCAAUCGGCAGGAGGUCGGAGUGCUGGAUGGUAGGUUGACAAAAAUCCAGAAAUUUAAUGCUAGAAACUGGAUUGACUGGAUUUGAUGUUUUUUCACACCCGUUUGUAGGUUAGGUUAUGACGUCCUACUUUAUUUAGGUAUUUAGGGUUAGCGGUCGCUCACAUCAUGAUAAAUGUUCAACAAUUAUUUUCUUUCAAGUUUCGUGGCUGAUUUUGGUGCUAACAAUCCAGAUUUGUGUUUAUAUUUACCAAACUUUCCUGGAAACAGUGCAAUGUUUUAGGUUUUUAAACAGAAUAAAAUAUAGCAAAUAUUGAUAAA
Molecule: messenger RNA, 7741 nt
Organism: Sphaeramia orbicularis (orbiculate cardinalfish)
Lineage: Eukaryota; Metazoa; Chordata; Actinopteri; Kurtiformes; Apogonidae
Product: BCL-6 corepressor-like
Exons: 14
Coding region: 799-7290 (2163 amino acids)
Biological process (GO): negative regulation of transcription by RNA polymerase II
Cellular component (GO): nucleus
Molecular function (GO): transcription corepressor activity; protein binding
Source: RefSeq, a predicted model, not a curated record